This is a messenger RNA of Arachis stenosperma, 4822 nucleotides long. RefSeq names its product cytochrome c oxidase subunit 2. Gene Ontology annotation, biological process: ATP synthesis coupled electron transport. The record is from RefSeq and is a predicted model, not a curated record. Gene Ontology annotation, molecular function: copper ion binding; cytochrome-c oxidase activity. The transcript has a single exon. Bases 3267 to 4508 code for a protein of 413 amino acids. Lineage: Eukaryota; Viridiplantae; Streptophyta; Magnoliopsida; Fabales; Fabaceae. Gene Ontology annotation, cellular component: membrane.
GUCAAGAGACUUGGGAAGUCACCUUCUUCUUUCUCAUAUUCUAUUACUAUGCUAGGCCCUUCCAAUAGCAUAAAAAAGGUAAGCCCUUGGAGUGUAAGUGUCAAUUCCCAACCAUCUAGUUCUAAUGGAAGUUGUAGUUGCAAAGCCAGUUUAAGAAAGUUCAUUUUCAAGCGGUACGUGUGACUGCAAGAAAAUGUUUCCCUACAGUAGCAUUGACCCUUACCUUUUUCGGGCUUCCAUGUGAGCCAGUUUUCAAGACUUUAUACAGCAGUGGUAAGGUACAAAAAUGUCAUUUCUUCCGGAUCUACGACUUAAUAGAAAGAUAGGACCAAAGUCAAGUGAUUCAACUCAAGCACGAACCGCUACCUCUUCUUCUCCGACUUAAAAGAAAGGAGAGGGAAUGAGAACGAAAGGGAUAAAGAUCGAAAGGAAGGUAAGCUACGAAUGAGAGACAAUAGGAAAGCUCACCGGAAUAAGGAUGGCAAGAUAGGGCAUGAUAGAAAGCCAAGAAGAAGAGGGACUACUUUGAUAGCCUAGCUUGAUGUAAGAUAUGGAUCUAAACCUUCGAAAAAGGUAGGAAUGAGAUAGUUGGGUUUUCGUGGCACUCUUUCUCUUACUCGAGAGCAGACUUCUGCCAUGGGACUUUAGGAUUUUUUCAUUCCUGAAAGAAAAGGGACGCAAGCUAUGUCAGUUGACCAAUGGAAUGCUACUGAAGGGAUGAUGAAAAGUGGUUCUGAGUCCUCGAGGGCAAGUGAGACUGGGAUGACAUACAAGCAGGUAUUGCAGAGUCCUCCUGGAAUGACUAGACUGGUUGAAAACCUUCAGGCAUAGGAUGUGUGAGAGCUGUUCGAAUCUCCUCCAUGCAGAAUUAUUUGAUUCUGGAGCCAUCCAGUUGGGUUCUGCCAUAAAGGAUGCUGCUCAGAGGUUGGUCCCCAAGCAGCCAGUUCUGUCACUUGGGGGGCAGCAUAGGAGAACUUUUUUGCAGCUUCGGAACUUCAAGAGCGGAAGACCUACACCAAAUCCGCUGGCAAUGUUUGGGAAGAUGCCUAACUUUCCAGAGAAACCUAGGAUGGUUAAGGUCCCCAUUCCACCUGCUGAUCAAUGGCUGUCUGCUGUCCAUAAAUCCAAGUCUGAGUUCUGGUCAGUUUGGGUGACUGUGCCCCAAUAGAUGGGGGUCUUGAAUGAGUCCGCUAGCUAGCUUCCUAGAAAGAAGCACGAGCGUCACGCUUUGAAGCCCCGCUAUCGGGAGGAAGAAGACUCUUGUACUUACAGACAAGAAGCGUGGGCCUCUUCGAUAGAAGCACUAGAGCGGUGUGAUUCAAUUCUACUCGUUCUAGAUAUACAUGAAGUAUAGAAUCGAGGUCGCUGGGAUCAAUGAAGAAUUUUGGAUCUUCUGUAACAUGAAAACAUUUCAUUAACUAGAACAUGUCAUGAACAUUUGUUUAGUCUAGAACAUUUUUUGAAGUAUGAUAUUCAAAUGAGGCGGAAAUAAGAGAACGGAUCUCCUGUUGUUUGUACCAUUGAAUUGAGUAGUUGAAUAAAUGUAGCUAACGAACGAUGGAAGAAUCGAAGAUGUGCCGCUCCUGUUAUUUUGCAUUUGCAUUCUGUUGUUUGAGACCUUGUUCUUUGAAAAGAUCGAACGAAUGCAGCUAUGUUCGACUGAUUUUGAUUGAUUUGAAUCCGGGUAAAAUGCGCUUUCAUUGUUUUCGCACUAGGCGAGAUGAAUGAAAACAAGGCCAAUUCAAUAGCUGCAAAGCACGUAACUACUUUACCUAAAGCAGUGGGCUUCGAACUGGCAAUUCAAUCUUUCUUCCCAUCGCCAUGGAGCUUAGUCCCGUCUUCGACUCUAUCCAGUCGACUUUUUUUCGAACCAGUACGGGGAAAAACCUUCAUUAUCAUGAAAGGUACGGGAACACAUAAGCAAGAACGGCGGGAAAGCGAUUAAGGCAAGGGGAAAAAAUUCCGUGGUUCGGGGAAGUGACCCUAGUAGUGUGUAGGUAAGGGAAUAAUAAAGCUUACCUGGAAAAAAGGCAAGGGUGUACAAAGCCAUAGUUCGGGGUUCUCGCCAUCGACUCGGUUGCUUUCCUUCUCAAUACCGGGGCAAGGGCUCCUUCUUUAGCUAUUAGCGCCCGUGGAGAUUGUUUGGUUUGGCCUUUACCGGGGCCUCCACUAGAGUAUACUAUAUAGAUAGGCUAAAGCCCCUCUUUCACAGUCGUUUCACCCCGGAGAAACCGAAACAUAGCCCUUCUCAUUUACAUGAAAAGCUGUUUCACCCAAUUCGUACACGGCAACUAUUGCUUUCCUCGAAGUCAAUUCACCGACGCAAGCAACCUCAUCAACGGGAUCGCCCGACAACGAACUCUUUGUUCGGUCAGCGAGUGAGAGGAGGAGGGGGCCCCUUACGAGGGGAAGAAGGGACAUGGUUAUUAUUAUUACCCGCCGCACCAAUAAUACGGGAGAAGGGAAAUCAAGCAAGACCUGUGAAUCCUAAGAAAAGAGUUCUGAGGAAUGUGAGAUGCGUAGGGAUGAGAUAAGCGUUGGCUAAGAAUAUAUAAGGGAAGCGGAAACUGCCCACAGAAUCCUGGAAAAUGGGCUUUUGACCUGGCUAGCGCUAUUGCUUUGCAAGGUAAGGAAAUGUUCAACUCGUCUGCUUGAAAUCGAUAGAGUUGAGAAGCGUCUGCUAAUCAUGGUACGAGUUCUCUCUUUAGGUCAGUCUGAUGUUCAAGUAUCAAUGAAAGUCUUAUUUCAGCGAAUGCAGUAAGGCUAACAGCUGGCUCUGGCUGAUUCGAUGCCAUCUAUGAAUCCUUCCCUCCCUCCAUCUGCAGCCUUUAUUGCCUUUAUUCUGUGUCUUUUCUCAUUCAAAAUGCAACUUUGAAAUUGCGUAGGUGAUGGCAGAAAAUCCAUCAAGAAAUUACGUAAGGUGAUAGAAAGAAUCCUUCAGUAGGCUAAUCUUGACAGUUUUCAUUUUCGAUUGAGAAAGCGGCAGGCCCAAAGAGCACUACAGUAGCGCCUUGCGAGGUCGUAGAGCCGGUAACCCUCGUUCGCCUAAGAUCGAAAAUGCUCUGUCUUUGAGGAAAAAGAGAUAUAGAUAGUGUUCCAGGAUUUCAUUGUUUUGAGUCUUUACUUAACUCGACCGCCUUUCGACUCCCAUGCUUUUCUUUGGUCAACAACCAAGCACAUUUCACAAGAGUUCUUCACAACUCCUACAGGCUUGACGGAGUUCAGAGUUCAGUCUGUCUGGAGGGAAUUAUUUUAGAUCAAUCACUAUGUUUAACAACGUUCGACGCAUCUCUUUAUUUGAUGAGAAGAGUCUUAACUCAACUUCGAGUGAUACAGCUUCUAUGUGGAAUGAUUUUCCAUCGGUCCCUUCUGACCUGCCACCCUUACCAGCCGACUCGGUUCCAUCUGUCCCCUCAUUACCUUCCAUAGCAAGUGAUGUUGAGGUGGAGCAGCCGGCUCCUUCUAAUUAUAAUUACGAGACUCAUGGUAUUGAUGAGGAUCAUCCGGGUCUUAACCCGGACAGUGAACGUAUAGUAGAGCUUCAAUCUGAUAUACACGAUAAAUUGGGAGAGUUGAUGACUAACAAGAGUGACCAAGACGUUCUGAGUGCGGCCGAAGCUUUACAUGGCGAAAGCAACAAUAUCCCUUUUCUGGAGCACCUGUUAGAUGAUUUGAACAAAAACGGAAUAGAAGGUGAAGCCUAUAAGGAUGCCCUGGAUCUAUCGAAUAGGUUGGGUAUAUUACCCGAUAAAGCAGCUUUGUGUGAUGCAGCGGAGCCAUGGCAAUUAGGAUUUCAAGACGCAGCAAGUCCUAUGAUGCAAGGAAUAAUCGAUUUACAUCACGAUAUCUUUUUCUUCCUCAUUCUGAUUUUGGUUUUCGUAUCACGGAUCUUGGUUCGCGCUUUAUGGCAUUUCCACUAUCAAAAAAACCCAAUCCCGCAAAGGAUUGUUCAUGGAACUACUAUCGAGAUUCUUCGGACCAUAUUUCCUAGUAUCAUCCCGAUGUUCAUUGCUAUACCAUCAUUUGCUCUGUUAUACUCAAUGGACGAGGUAGUAGUAGAUCCAGCCAUUACUAUCAAAGCUAUUGGACAUCAAUGGUAUCGGACUUAUGAGUAUUCAGACUAUAACAGUUCCGAUGAACAGUCACUCACUUUUGACAGUUAUACGAUUCCAGAAGAUGAUCUAGAAUUGGGUCAAUCACGUUUAUUAGAAGUGGACAAUAGAGUGGUUGUACCAGCCAAAACUCAUCUACGUAUUAUUGUAACACCUGCUGAUGUACCUCAUAGUUGGGCUGUACCUUCCUUAGGUGUCAAAUGUGAUGCUGUACCUGGUCGUUUAAAUCAGAUCUCUAUUUCGGUACAACGAGAAGGGGUUUACUAUGGUCAGUGCAGUGAGAUUUGUGGAACUAAUCAUGCCUUUACGCCUAUCGUCGUAGAAGCUGUUCCUAGUAAAGAUUAUGGUUCUCGGGUAUCCAAUCAAUUAAUCCCACAAACAACAGGGGAAGCUUAAGCGAAAAUGAAAGAGUAGGGUGAGGGAUAAGGGGGGAAGCCACUAAAUGGAAGGCUUCGCUCGCUCUAAGGCUCGUUUAGUAGACAGCGAGUGGAGUGCAUAAGCCCCUUUAGAGUUAGAGAUAGGGGCGAGUACUACACGAGCUCGUAAGUCAAGUACGGAACGAGCGGAGGAGAGCGACCUCAUCUUGCUUGCUUCUGGCGAAGCUUCUAGAAGGCCACCACUUCAUAGGAGCGAUAGCGAAGCCGUAUAAAGGCAAACAGCUCGUAUAGCUCGCAAUAGCGAGCCUACUUUUAGCUUUUUUUUUACUUUAC